AUGGUGGACGCGGCUUUGGACAGUGACGCACAGGCUCGCCUGCUUCUCUGUCCACGGGAGAGCGCAGCUUACGCGCGCCUCGACGUCACACACAACCUCCAUCCUGGGCGUAGGUGGAUGGAAAUUGUGUUUACGCUGGAUGCGCCCUUGGCCUCCGUCAAAGACAAGCUGUACAGACACACGGGAAGCAGCCCGAGCAAUAUCCAGGUUUUCCUCAAAUUCACGCCGGAGGACCCGGGAAGGCCUCUCCUCGACCCCGCGCAAACGCUCAGAGAAGCAGGCUGCGUAGAAGGCUGCAUUCUCCACGUCGUCGACGACAGUGGGGAGCGAGUCGCCGUUCCUCCCUCUUCCGUGGGCGAAAGCAGGGAAGAAAGUUUAGAGGGGAAGUAUGUUAUGGACGAAGAAACGUACGACCAACGUGAAGGAACUGCCCGAAAGUUUCUCGCGCGCCUGCAAAAGGAACAGCCCGACUUGUUUGCCAAGAAAAAGGAAGCGAAGGUCGAGGAGGAAGAUGAAGAAACGUGGAAGCAACGAUUGGAAACCGCGCGAACCACGUUCCCCAUCGGCAGCCGUUGCAGGCUCUCUGGCGACCGCCGCGGGGCGGUUGCUUAUGUGGGACCGCGUCCGUCGAAGUCUCUUCGGCAAAUCUGGAUUGGCGUGGCUCUGGACGAACCCCUCGGCACGACAGACGGCCGAGAUGGGACGUCGAAGAAGGCUGCCGGCGCGCAUCUGAAGCCUCUUUUUGAGUGUAAUGGAGAGAAAUAUGGAGAGUUUGCAACGCCGGACGAAGUGGAAGUGGGCGACUUCCCGCCCAUAGACCCGUUUGAUUUGCUCGACGAAAUUUAG
Neospora caninum is the source of this 846-nucleotide messenger RNA. Its product is annotated as putative tubulin-specific chaperone. NCBI's taxonomy places the organism in Eukaryota, Apicomplexa, Conoidasida, Eucoccidiorida, Sarcocystidae. The record is from RefSeq and is a predicted model, not a curated record. Gene Ontology annotation, biological process: post-chaperonin tubulin folding pathway; tubulin complex assembly. Gene Ontology annotation, molecular function: alpha-tubulin binding. The coding region runs from base 1 to 846 and encodes 281 amino acids. The transcript has 4 exons.